Messenger RNA from Aspergillus homomorphus CBS 101889, 1911 nucleotides. Its product is annotated as amphiphysin. Bases 426 to 1646 code for a protein of 406 amino acids. Gene Ontology annotation, molecular function: lipid binding; protein binding. Gene Ontology annotation, biological process: endocytosis; actin cortical patch localization; plasma membrane tubulation. Gene Ontology annotation, cellular component: Rvs161p-Rvs167p complex; medial cortex; actin cortical patch. The transcript has 3 exons. Lineage: Eukaryota; Fungi; Ascomycota; Eurotiomycetes; Eurotiales; Aspergillaceae. The record is from RefSeq and is a predicted model, not a curated record.
GUUGAUAUAAGCCUGCAGGACUUUGCUGCUCCUGCUUGCACUUAUCUAUCCCUUAGACCUCGUCACAUUCCUCAUGCUUCGAAAGACGCAGGCUUCAGCCACAGUUAUGUCAUAGGGACUCAGCCACGGUGCCCAGCCCGACGAACUGCAGUCUAACCGUCACCGGCUCUUCUGAGCAGAGGCACCACCCAAUUACCUACUUGGUUCUCUACUAGUGACGGUGCUGAACAAAAGGAACUCUUUCCCCCCCACUCCACCUUUUCCCCCCUUCCACCCACUCUCUCUACUCUGUACUCCUGACGACUCUCCGACCGUGUCAUUCCCCUGGUUUACCACCUCAGUCCGGUACUAAACGACCCUCUCCCUCCAAAUCUCUCCAAACCGGCUCCUUCCGCGGGGUUUGCGCUCCCUGCGGCGAAUCAGAGAUGAGUUUGAAAGGCUUUCAGAAGAGCAUUGUCCGCGCACCACAACAAUUCAAGGCCAAGUUCAACAUUGGCGAGCACACCAAGGACCCUGUCUACUUGGAUGCGGAGCGCAGAUUCCAGGAGCUCGAGAAGGAAACCAAGAAGCUCCACGAUGAGUCGAAAAAAUAUUUUGACGCCAUCAAUGGCAUGUUGAACCAUCAAAUCGGCUUCUCGAAAGCGAUGACCGAGUUAUACAAGCCCAUUUCCGGCCGUGCGUCAGACCCCAGUUCGUACACGAUCGAAGGCAACCCGGAGGGAAUCAGGGCGUGCGAGGAAUACGAGGCCAUCGUGCGGGAUCUCCAGGAAUCCCUCGUCCCCGAGCUGGAAAUGAUCGAGACCCGCGUCAUCAGCCCGGCAGAGCAAUUGCUGGAGGUGAUCAAGGUCAUUCGCAAGGUGGCUGUGAAGCGGGACCACAAGAAGCUUGACUACGAUCGGCAUAACAACUCGCUCAAGAAGCUGCAGGACAAGAAGGACAAGUCGCUCAAGGACGAGAAGGCGCUGUACAAGGCCGAGAACGACGUGGAGCAGGCCACGCAGGAAUACAACUACUACAACGACUUGCUCAAGGAUGAGCUGCCCAAGCUUUUCGCACUCGAGGCCGAGUUCAUCCGGCCGCUCUUCCAGUCCUUCUACUAUAUGCAACUGAACGUCUUCUAUACCCUCCACGAACGGAUGCAGGGCAUCAACAUCGGCUACUUCAACCUGAAUCUGGACAUCGAGGAGGCGUUCGAGGCGAAGCGCGGCGACGUCAAGGAGCAAGCGGAGGCCCUCACGAUCGUGCACUUCAAGGCCACGGGAGGACGCCGGCCAGGAUCGAAAUUCGGGCCCAAGGACAAGCUGGCUCAAGAGAACAAGGGCGGCUAUCCGUCGCGCAAUAAGGACCCCGAUGUCGUCGAGAACCCCCCGCCCCCGUAUUCUGCCGACUCCAGCAGCUACAUGGCCGCGGCCAAGAGCAAGCCCGCCCCGCCGCCACCCAAACCCAAGCCGGCGCGGUUCAACGCACCCGUCGAGACCGUCACUGCGCUAUACGAUUACGAGGCGCAAGCGCACGGGGACCUCAGCUUUUCUGCAGGCGAGGUCAUCGAGAUCAUCCACCGUACCGAAAACCAGAACGAAUGGUGGACCGGACGUGUCAGCGGAAGAGAGGGCCAGUUCCCAGCAAACUACGUCCAACUCAACUAGCAUCAUUCUAUAAUACUUUUGCUCACCAUUGCAUUGCCAAUGCUUUCUUUUCCUUGCUUGCUUGCCUUUGGACUACUAUCUGGAGUUGUGGGAGCCACCACCACUGUGCAUCACUUCGAUGCCGUGUCGGUCGUUUUUUAAAGCUUUUUGCCGUCCCUAUUUUAUCAUGGCUUAUCUUUGCUAUAGAGCAUUUUUGUGUGCAUGAUAAUGACCCGUUCGCUGUAUAUACUUGAAUCUCACGAUCCGAUCGAUCGACUUCUGCUAC